Molecule: messenger RNA, 1847 nt
Organism: Condylostylus longicornis
Lineage: Eukaryota; Metazoa; Arthropoda; Insecta; Diptera; Dolichopodidae
Product: short-chain dehydrogenase/reductase family 16C member 6
Exons: 4
Coding region: 443-1405 (320 amino acids)
Cellular component (GO): lipid droplet
Molecular function (GO): oxidoreductase activity, acting on the CH-OH group of donors, NAD or NADP as acceptor
Source: RefSeq, a predicted model, not a curated record
UGCAAUCACUUGGAUUUACUUAUAUAAUUGUGCUUGUAAAUAAAUUUUCUUCCGUCUACCAUGCAGCAGACCUACUAAAACAUCAACAUCUAGUCGUUUUGUAUUUAAGCUUUGCUUUAUAAAAUUUUUAAAGUUUACUCGUACUUGAGGUGAAAACAAAAAAAAAUCAAAUUUUGUUUUUCUCGUUUUUUUUUUAGUCGUCUGUUGAACUUUCUUUAUAACGGUUGACUUAGUUCUUCGUAGUUUGUUUCAAUUUGUACUCACUCUAAUUUCAAUGUAAUUAAUUUUGUCUUCAUAUUCAAUUUAUUAUUCAUAUUAUAUCUAAUUAUUAAUUAUAACGAACUGUGAAAAAUAAAAAUUACAAAUUAAAAAAAAAGAUUUUUAAUAAAAUUUUGGAGUUUUCAUAUUGUUUUUUUGGGAUAAAAACAAAGAUAAACGGAAAAUGUCUGAACUAUUGUUUCAGAAUCCAGUGGAAAGGAUAAUAUCAUUUAUUUAUGAUUUGUUAAUAUUUGGAUUAAAAUCAAUUUUCUUUAUAUUGGAAGCAAUUUAUUUGUCAAUUUUACCAGAUCGUUGGCGAAAAGAAAAGGAUGUUUCCGGAAAAGUUGUUCUAAUAACAGGCGGUGGUGGUGGAGUAGGUCGAUAUUUAGCUCUGAAUUUUGCAAAACUAAAUUCAAGAGUUGUUAUAUGGGAUAUAAAUUCAGAAGCAAUUAAAACGACUACAGAUCUCUUAACAAGUCAUGGAUAUUCAUGUAAAGGAUAUAUUGUAGAUAUAUCCGACAAAGAACAAGUUUAUCAAAGUGCUCAAUUAUUACAAAAUGAAAUAGGGGCUGUCAAUAUUUUAGUGAAUAAUGCAGCUAUAGUUUGCUGUAAACCAUUUUGGGACUUGCCCGAUCGAGUCAUAGAGAAUACAUAUAAUAUAAAUGUAAUUUCACAUUAUUGGACAGCAAAAGCAUUUUUACCGCAAAUGAUGGAAAGAAAUGAUGGCCAUAUUGUAACAAUUGGCUCUGUAACUGGUUUGCUGGGAACAUAUGGAUGUUCAGAUUAUAGUGCGACAAAGUUUGCUUUAAAUGGUUUUCAUGAAAGCUUAUUCACAGAUUUAAGAGCUCAUGGUUAUAAUAAUGUACAAAUGACACUAGUUUGUCCUUAUUAUAUUAAUACAGGUAUGUUUAAUGGUGUAAGACCAAGACUAUUUCCAAUGCUAGAACCAGAUUAUGUAGCUGAAAGAGUAGUAACAGCCGUUAAAAGAAAUGAAGUUUGGUGUGUCUUACCAAAUCACGUUAGAACUUUAUUGCCAUUGAAAUGUUUCUUACCUUCGAAAAUGUGUUGGGAACUAAUGUCUAGAGUGAUCAGAGGUCCUGAUUCAAUGAUGUUAUUUAGAGGACGUGGGAAAGUUCCGGCCGGUUGAUAAAAGUUACUUUAUUAGUUUUAGUCAUAAUCUUACAAUACGAAUUAAUUUAGUAUAUAUAUACAGGGUGAUUCAAAAAGGUAUACAACAACAUAUACCAUUGGUUAGAGGGUCGAAAAUGGGUAAAACUCUUGUUCCAGACUAGGUGCGAAAUCUCGAGGGUUUUCGAGAUACAGGGAUUUUAACGAAUUUUCACGAAAUUUCUACUUAUCCAAGCUUUUUUGAUUAAAACUUCGGUUCCGAAAAAGACAGUUACAGGGAUUUUAACGAAUUAAAAGAUGAAUUCGUAAAAAUCCCUGUAUCUCGGAAACCCCUGAGAUUUCACACCUAGUCCGGAACAAAAGUUUUACCUAUUUUGACCCUCUAGCCAAUGGUAUAUGUUGUUGUAUACCUUUAUAAAUCACUCUGUGUAUAAAUAUAUACAUAUAUAUAUAUUGUAUAA